CAGUAGCUUUUGCAGGGCCAGGUCCAAAGGCCAAGUGCAAAUCCUGGACAUGGACUGGACAUGGACAUGGAGGACCAGACGGAGAAGUAACGGCGCGUCAGGACUCAGUGCGGCGGCUUUUGGCCCAUUCCCACGCAUUCUUAUACGCACUAGAUAGAUCACCUCAGCCAUGCCAGUCACAUACCACCUGGACAAGAUAGCAUACCUCAAGCUGGUCUUGCACGCCACAAAGUACGCCGUCAGCGGCGUCACUGGCGUCUUGAUAGGCACGAAGGCCGCCGACGACAACAUUGAGGUCACCGACGCUAUCCCGCUGUUCCAUUCCCAUCCACUCGCACCGACGCUGGAGGUUGCUUUGCAGCAGAUACAAAUACAUUGCAACCAACUGUCCUUAGCGGUCGUCGGGUUUUACUGUGCGAAUCAACUCGAAAGCGAUAAGGAGGUGUCGCCCGUAGUGGCCAAGAUAGCAACGAAGAUUGAUGACAAUCUGGGAGGAGGAGCGCUGUUGUUAGUGUGGGAUUCUGCAAAGUUCAGGAGCGAGAAGUCUUUUGCCGUAACGCCUCGCACACUGACCAGCGGAGGUUCAUGGACACUACUGCAAUCCAACUACCUCCUACCCGCAACACCAUCGAUCGACGUGUCCCCCUUUAUCAAACAGCGGCUAUACGAACACAUCGCGGAUUUCGACAACCAUUUGGAUGACACAAAGUUGGAUUGGUUGAGGAACGAGAAGGUUGUUGAGAUUGCUGGUCGGUAGAAUGGAUGUGUCUGGGUGUAAAAGGCGACUAGAACAGAGUUAGUGAAGUCAUCAUUGCGCGAGAUCAUUCGAUGUGUUGGAGUUGGGCGAGUGAGCCGACGCAGUCUGCAUUACCUGCCGGGCCCGAGCGAUCACUUCAGCUCCGUUGAGCACACGGGCGACCUUGUGAACGGAACCUUACGCACCUUCAUUCCGCAAUGUAGACCGAACCCCUCCAUACUCCUUUCCACUCUCGCGCUGGUCAGAACGGGGAGAAACAGGACUAAAGAAGUGAUAAGGUAGAACUCGGAAAACCCCUGUCCUCGGACUGAAUCGGGGAACCAGGUGUCUUUCAUCCAGGCGAAUUGGGCCAAUGAUAUAUUUCACAGGACAUUGCCAGAUCCUCCCAA
Messenger RNA from Fimicolochytrium jonesii, 1146 nucleotides. RefSeq lists its product as uncharacterized. The record is from RefSeq and is a predicted model, not a curated record. Bases 170 to 757 code for a protein of 195 amino acids. The transcript is spliced from 5 exons. Lineage: Eukaryota; Fungi; Chytridiomycota; Chytridiomycetes; Spizellomycetales; Powellomycetaceae. Gene Ontology annotation, cellular component: EMC complex.